Formica exsecta is the source of this 2837-nucleotide messenger RNA. Its product is annotated as targeting protein for Xklp2 homolog. Lineage: Eukaryota; Metazoa; Arthropoda; Insecta; Hymenoptera; Formicidae. The record is from RefSeq and is a predicted model, not a curated record. The coding region runs from base 347 to 2689 and encodes 780 amino acids. The transcript is spliced from 2 exons.
AUAGUCGUAUAACGUAUAGAACAAUUCCAUCGUGGACUGAUCAUUCUCUGGCACAUUUCAUUUUAUUCUGCAUGAUUUCUUAAUCAACCGAGAAAUCGAAUAUAUAAUUUUAAGAUAUACGACACAAUAAGAAGAGAAGAAAUUAGGAACAGCACGACAUUCGUGCUUUGAUGAAUAGUUUCGGACGUGAGACGUUAAUGUAUAAUUGAAUAUUGUCGUUAACAGCACUGUUAUUUAGAUGAAAUAUUUCAUAUGUUUUAAUGUACUACAGUGAUCCUUUUACUUUUAUGACUUGAUAUCAGUAUACUUUUCGGUAAUAUCAUAUUUUACAUAUCUCAUUGACAUAAUGGCAGACUAUUGUAAUAUACGCGCACCACAAUGGAUAGAUUUUACUCAAAACUGCAGUCCUGUACAGAUACAGGAUUUCUUUGAAAAGGAGCAUACAGUACAUGAACGUAUAGAAGAAUCCUGUAACUCUACUGUUGAAAAUAUGGAAAAUGCUCAACAUACAUCUCAGGUAGACGUCUUAUGUGUUAAUGCAAAGGCGCAAGCAGACUUGGAUAUUAUAAGAAGUACUCCUGUCAAAGUGAUUUCUCCAAAAUAUCGUAAUAAUAAGGAGACAGCAAUAGCAGAAGUAACUUACGAUCAGGUGUUCAACGAUGCAAUGAGAAAACUGGAGCUCUGCAAAAAGAUGCCUAAAACUCGAGAUGUACUAAAUAAAUCCAUCCAAGAGCCUAAAAUUUUCAAGACUCCAAGCAUGCCUAAAAUUACUAAAUCGUCCAGAUCUGUUGGAUGUGUAUUGAACAAAAACAAUCAAUCUAAUCAAGAUUCUGCAGGAAGACCUACAAAAAUUAAUAAAACAUCAAGUAAUUAUAUGAAGAAGAUGUUGGUUAAACAAUCCCUGUUUGAGCAAGAUAAAGAUUCUGCAGAGAACGAUACUUUCAAGACAUCCAAUCCAGUAGAUGAUUCUACAAAUAAGAAGGCUAAACAAUGUCAUGAGGAAGACAAUGAAGAAUGUAAGGAAGAAGAUAAUAAUAAAGAACAUAACGAAAAAGAUAAUAAGGAACAUAACGAAAAAGAUAAUACUAAGGAACAUAACAAAGAAGAUAAUAAGAAACAUAACGAAGAAGAUAAUAAGAAGUUGCAAGAUGGACAAGUAGUAUCCACUAACGACAAUGAAGAAGACAAGAAAGCAGGGAACAGUCAGGACGAUGUAGAUGCGAAAGGUAAUCGAAUGCAGUCUAUUAAGCAAGUCGCAGUUCUCACCUGGCAAAAUCAUAGACGAAGCAUGCACAAACGUAAAACGUCGGUCAACAAGCAAUACAUCGGAUUAGCGGAAGCGGUGUCGCGCUUCCAAAACGAGACACCCAAGCGCUUUCGCACCAAAAGCAACAAGGACAAUACAAUUAGCCCAUCCUUUUACGUGUCCAAAUUGACGCAAAACCGUUUAAAACCGACAAUACCAAUCUCGCCAGCGCUUGUAUCGAAGAAUAGGACUCGUCCUGUUACUGUGUUGAGUCAGGAGGAACGCGAAAAACUGGAAAUGGAGGAAAUGAAAAAGCAUCGAAUAAAGGCUAAUCCGAUACCGUCUAAUGUAUUGCGAGGUCCGCGUGCGACGACGAAAGUUAACGGCGCCGCGAGGAAGCCGAUGGUAAUUGCAAAUACCUCUUCCGCAAUACAGCCUGACGAAAAGACCAAAAGCUCAUUUCAGUCCAAAAGUGAUAAGGCGCCGUCCGGUCUGAAGAACACGAUUACGAAUGUGGUGGUAACCGAUUCCGAGGGCAUCAUCGUACAACACGAAGAAAUGGCGUUUUUUGGUGUACCCAAGAAUACCACGAAGAAUGUUACGCGUAUCGUGCCGUUUAGUUUUGAGGCGCGCAACAAGGAUAUGCAAAUGAAGAAGGAACAGCGAUUGAAGAAUUUGCAGGAGGCCAGCAAAACCAAGGCGGAGUUUCAUGCUAGGCCGGCGCCGAAUUUUUCGAAGUCGUCGACGUCGUCGAGUUCCACGAAGCCGUCGACGCCGUCGGCCAAGCAGCAACAGAACGCGAAAAAGCUGGUCCUGCCGUCUUCGUUCAGUUUCAAAGAACGAGAUAGAAAAUUGUCGGAGAAGAAGGAGCAGUUGGUGAAGCAGGUACUCGAGGAAAGCAAGCGGUCGCGCGUGUUUCGCGCGAAUCCCGCACCGGUUUUCAAACCCGUGAUGGUACGCGGUACAUCCAAGGAGCAUCUUUCUGUAAAAAACAAGAGCAUGAAAACAGAAAGCGAGCAUAACGCGGAAUACAAGUGCGAGAAUCAAGAAAAUAAGGAACCGAAUGGGAUUGAUUCUUACAUAACAGAAGGCGAAAAUAUGCAGACGACGGAAAAGAGCUCUGCUUGCAACGAUGAUAAGCAAAAAGUACCAUUGAAAGCCCUUCCACUGGAAUUGAACACUGAUAAACGGGCAAAAGAACGACGCGCAUUUGACGAGAAGCUGAAGCGGAAGGAAAUGGAGGAGGAAACGAAGCGUCAGGAACAAGAGAGGAAGCAAAUGGAGCACGAAAAACAGUUAAAGGCGGAGCUGCGUAAACUGGCGGAAAUCAAGGCCAGACCAAUGCCGAAAUAUAAACUGCCGAUUAUCGCUAAAGCGACGAAACAGCUGACCAAUCCGCAGAGUCCUGCGUUUGCAAGUAAACUCAGAUCUAAACAGGUAUAAAAACAUGAUAUUAAUUAUAAUAUUUUUUCCCCUUUCAAAUUCACAUAUGAUAUUUUACUCACUGUGUAUAUUUAUACAAAGGAUAAAAAAUUACAACGCAAAUGUAGUAUUAUAAAGAGUAUAAAUAAAAUUGUACUUUAGGUUUUUA